CAAGCUCCUCGGAUGGCGUUGGCGGCAGAGUUUAAACGGGCGUCGCCGAGCAAGGGUGACAUUGCUACCCAUCUGAAUGCCGGUGAGCAAGCCGUCAAGUAUACCAAAGCAGGGGGAGCCAAUAUCAUUUCUGUAUUGACCGAGUCCCACUGGUUUAAAGGGAGUCUGGACGACAUGACACAAGCCAGACUCGAAACAUCUAAAGGAGUUUCCGAUGACUCACGCCCGGCUAUUUUACGCAAAGAUUUCGUGAUCAACGAAUACAUGAUUGCGGAGGCGGCCGCAAAAGGUGCCGAUACUGUCCUGUUGAUCGUCGCUGUUCUACCACAACACGUACUCACUCGAUUAAUCGGGUUUUCUCGUUCCCUCGGGAUGGAGCCACUAGUCGAAGUCCACGCGGAUACCGAACUUGAUGUGGCCAUCAAAGCCGGUGCCAAGGUUAUCGGAGUGAACAAUCGCAAUUUGCACACCUUCCAAAUGGAUUUGGGGACAUCUGAGCGUGUGGCUAGAGAGCUU
Molecule: messenger RNA, 516 nt
Organism: Phaeodactylum tricornutum CCAP 1055/1
Lineage: Eukaryota; Bacillariophyta; Bacillariophyceae; Surirellales; Neidiaceae
Exons: 1
Biological process (GO): L-tryptophan biosynthetic process
Molecular function (GO): phosphoribosylanthranilate isomerase activity; indole-3-glycerol-phosphate synthase activity
Source: RefSeq, a predicted model, not a curated record